AUUUGACCUAUUUUUAAUAAGCACCAAACCAUUAAAAAAAAAACUCCAAUCAAACACUUCCCAAGACAAAUCAUUUUAUCAGUUCAGAAUUCUCAAUCUUUCUGCGUAUUCUUGGCAUAAAACACUUUUAUUUUCUCCCUUUUCCUCCCCUUUCCGUCAGGGGAAAAAAGGUUGAAUUUUUAAGUUAAGAGCUCUAUUCAAUUCGCAGCUCAAGCUUAGACAGAGAGCCAGGCCGAGAGAGAUAUUCUGAGCGAACGAGAAACCGAGACAGAGGGAAAAAGGAGGUCGGGGAAGGGCGGAAUUGAGGAGCGCCGUGGUGGGAGCUGCGGAUCUGGUCCUGAGAUUUCCUCCCCGCCGGCGAACUUGUUUGAUCCCUCCGGAGAAUGCGUUGUUAACGGAAGCUAUCACAUCAGAGAUUCGGUUUUUUUAAAGUAUUCGGCAUUUUGGUGAAGCUAUGAAAAACGGCAUGAUAGAAUGCAGCGUGUGCCAUUCCAAGCUGGUGCCUCCAUCUUCCAAAACAGUUUCGAGGGCUUAUGACAGGCACAAGAGCAGGGUGUCGUCCAAGCUGAGAGCCCUGAAUGUGUUGUUGGUUGUGGGUGAUUGUAUGCUAGUUGGCUUACAGCCUAUAUUGGUGUAUAUGUCCAAGGUGGAUGGAAAAUUUGAGUUCAGCCCAAUAAGUGUAAACUUCUUGACAGAAAUUACGAAAGUCGUAUUUGCAAUUGUUAUGCUUAUUUUACAGGCUAGAAGUCAGAAAGUCGGGGAGAAGCCACUUCUAUCGAUCUCUACUUUUGUACAGGCAGCUCGUAACAAUGUCCUUCUUGCGGUUCCUGCGCUUCUCUAUGCUAUCAAUAACUAUUUAAAGUUCAUAAUGCAGCUUUAUUUUAAUCCUGCAACGGUGAAGAUGCUUAGCAAUCUGAAGGUUCUGGUCAUUGCUGUUUUGCUGAAGUUAGUAAUGAAGCGUCGCUUCUCUAUAAUUCAGUGGGAAGCCCUUGCUUUGCUGCUCAUUGGUAUUAGCAUAAAUCAGUUACGCUCAUUACCUGAAGGUACUACUGCCUUGGGCCUUCCAGUUGCAACGGGUGCUUAUAUGUACACAUUUAUCUUUGUAACAAUCCCAUCUCUGGCCUCUGUAUUUAAUGAGUAUGCUCUGAAGAGUCAAUACGAUACAAGCAUAUAUCUUCAGAACCUGUUUUUAUAUGGCUAUGGUGCUAUAUUCAAUUUUCUGGCUAUACUGGGAAUGACCAUCGUUAAAGGUCCCAGUAGCAUGGAUAUCCUCCAUGGUCAUUCAAGAGCUACAAUGCUUCUAAUAUGUAACAAUGCAGCCCAAGGAAUUUUGUCCUCUUUCUUCUUCAAAUAUGCAGACACUAUUCUGAAGAAGUACUCGUCAACGGUGGCCACAAUCUUCACGGGCAUAGCAUCUGCGGCAUUGUUUGGUCACAAGUUGACAAUGAACUUUGUGUUGGGAAUUUCAAUCGUGUUCAUUUCAAUGCAUCAGUUUUUCUCCCCUCUUGCCAAAGUCAAAGAUGAACCCCAUAAUGGGGUUGUGGAACUGAAGGAAGAGGACCCCCAAAGGUCAAAGGAAUCGUUCAUAAACAUGGCAGCAGCCACGAACGAAGAGAUGACUCACCGCGUAGGCCAUGACGAAAGGCAGCCACUACUUCCUACCUAAAGUUUUGUAGAGUACAUACCACAUACAUGAAGGCAUCCCUUUUCUAUAAGGGGAAUUCUUUUGGCAGAUGGUGGACUUAACACAGAGUGAUAAGUUUGUCGCCUCAGACCGCAAAAUAAUCGAAAAAUGAAAAGAAAAUAGAAGAAUAUUUUACAGUUUGGGAAUGGGGGAUACUAUUUGGCAUCAUUAGCAGAGAGAACCCAUUAGAAGAAGAAUGAGUGAAGUACAAAAUGCAAAUGACUGUGUUUUUGGAGGGUUUUACCUGUAUUCAUCUUGGACAGUAGAUUCAUAUAUAUAUCUUUGUUCUUUUUUCACCUUUCUUGAUCUCUAUUUCAUAUUAUUAUUUUCUCAGAAUUAGAACCUUGUGACCUUGUUCACUGUUGUUACAAUGUCCAUGUAAAAAAGAUGAGAGAUUUGCUCUCCUGUAUUCUGUUCUUUUUUUCUUCUUCAAUCAUUCCGGCACGAUACGAGGAAUGUUUCGUUGUAAUGGCCGUUCUGUUUAUAGACGAAACGUAUCCUUUGAUGAAGCCCUUAGCGCGCUCGCUUGCUGCAAUGUUAUGUUUGCUUGGGAUGA
This is a messenger RNA of Linum tenue, 2240 nucleotides long. NCBI's taxonomy places the organism in Eukaryota, Viridiplantae, Streptophyta, Magnoliopsida, Malpighiales, Linaceae. The record is from the annotation of a GenBank genome assembly.